Molecule: messenger RNA, 546 nt
Organism: Parnassius apollo (apollo)
Lineage: Eukaryota; Metazoa; Arthropoda; Insecta; Lepidoptera; Papilionidae
Source: the annotation of a GenBank genome assembly
AUGGAGUGGAGUAACGAAAAAGUGUUAGAGUUCAUUCAAUUUUAUGAAACUGAGAAUAUUAAAUGGAAUCCUAGUAACCCAGACCACAAAAAGAAACAUUUGGUAUAUGAUGCGUGGGUUAGAAUUAAAAACAAGCUCAGUUGGCCUACCACAGUAGAAGAAAUGAAGGAGAAAAAAGAUUCUUUGAUGUCAUAUUACAGAGCCCAUCUCAAUAAAAUUAAGAAAUCGAUGAAGUCACGAGCUGGCGCCGACGACAUAUACCAGACAAAUUGGUUCGCCUUUUCGGCUACGACUAGUUUUCUUCAGCCUCUAUACGAUUGCCGCCGGACUAUAGAUACGCAGAAUGAAAGUGUACAAGAAGAGCAUGCCGAGUGUGACGAUGUAGAUGAAGUAAAUACAGUUAGUCGUAAUACAGAAUACCCAAUUCUCACUAGUUCGCUUAACUCAAGAACAACAAAUAAGCUAGCAAAAAUUAAUUUUCCUUCAGAAAUAUUACAUGCGAAGAGACAAAUGCAAGAGGCAUUUGAGCACGUUAAAAGUAGCUAG